CCCAUCGGCGCUCCGCCCCGGGCGCCCGAGGCCACGGGGUCAUGCGGGGGGCCCAGGCGAGCUGAGCCGAGCCUGCUCUUCAGGUCAGGGUGAGCCCCCGCGUCCGUCCUAACGCCGGUCUGGCCACUAGGGGUGUUCCCGCAGGACACAGGCUCUGAGAGAGGAGGGCUGAUCGGCUCAGCACACCCACCCUCCGCAGGUGCCUAGAGGGGGCGGCACCCGCCAUGCGCUGCCGCAGACUGGCCCUGGGCCUGGGCCUGGGCCUCUGCCUGCUGGUGGGCACGGCCCUCUGCGCUCUGUGGGUAUAUGCCGACGACUGGCUGCCGUUCUCCUAUGUCCCCUAUUACCUCCCCUGCCCAGAGAUCUUCAACAUGAAGCUGCAGUUCCGGGGGGAGAAGCCGUUCCAGCCCGUGGCACGGUCGCAGUACCCUCAGCCGAAGCUGCUGGAGCAGAGGCCCACAGAGCUGCUGACGCUCACGCCCUGGCUGGCGCCCAUCGUGUCCGAGGGGACCUUCGACCCGGAGCUCCUGCAGCUCAUCUACCAGCCGCUGAACCUGACCAUCGGGCUCACGGUGUUCGCCGUCGGGAAGUACACGGGCUUCGUCCAGCGCUUCCUGGAGUCGGCCGAGCAGUUCUUCAUGCAGGGCCACCGGGUGCGUUACUACGUGUUCACCGAUAAGCCCGCGGCCGUGCCCCGGGUCCCGCUGGGCCCCGGCCGCCUCCUCAGCGUCCUGCCCGUCCAGAAGCACUCCCGCUGGGAGGAGAUCUCCACGCGCCGCAUGGAGACCAUCAGCCAGCACAUCGCCCAGCGGGCGCACCGGGAGGUGGACUACCUCUUCUGCGUGGACGUGGACAUGGUGUUCCGGAACCCCUGGGGCCCGGAGACCUUGGGAGACCUGGUGGCCGCCAUCCACCCCGGCUACUACGCCGCGUCCCGCCAGCACUUCCCCUACGAGCGCAGGCAUGUUUCCACCGCCUUUGUGGCCGACGGCGAGGGGGACUUCUAUUAUGGCGGGGCGGUCUUUGGGGGACGGGUGGACAGGGUGUACGAGUUCACGAGGGGCUGCCACAUGGCCAUCUUGGCGGACAAGGCCAACGGCAUCAUGGCGGCCUGGCAGGAGGAGAGCCACCUGAACCGCCGCUUCAUCUCGCACAAGCCCACCAAGGUGCUGUCCCCCGAGUACCUCUGGGACGACAGGAAGCCCCAGCCUCCCAGCCUGAAGCUGAUCCGCUUCUCGACGCUGGACAAGAACACCCGCUGGCUGCGGAGCUGAUGGUAGAGUCGGGGCUGCCGUGGACGGGGACUCAGUGGAGCACCCAGCAGCCCCAGGGAGCACCUAGCUCACCCCAGAGGAGCACCCAGCUCACCCCAGGGAGCACCCAGCAGCCCCAGGGAGCACCUAGCUUACUCCAGAGGAGCACCCAGCAGCCCCAGGGAGCACCCAGCUUACUCCAGAGGAGCACCCAGCAGCCCCAGGGAGCAUCUAGCUCACCCCAGAGGAGCACCCAGCUCACCCCAGGGGAGCACCCAGCAGCCCCAGGGAGCACCCAGCAGCCCCAGGGAGCACCCAGCUCACCCCAGGGAAGCAUCUAGCUCACCCCAGAGGAGCACCCCGCAGCCCCAGGGAGCACCCAGCUCACCCCAGGGGAGCACCCAGCAGCCCCAGGGAGCACCCAACUCGCCUCAGGGGUGCACCCAACUUGCCCCAGAGGAGCACCCAGCUCGCCCGUCAGUGCCUCACUUCCCACGCCUUAGCUGAGACCUGCCCUGCCCGGCCUGCCUCCCUGUCAGGAAAAUCCAACGGGAAAGACGGGAAGGGCCUUUAUACACCAUAAAGGGCUGUGCCCACAUGAGAACCCAAACCUCGAAUGUCGCCUAAGAGGGGGACAGGGAGGGGAGACUAGUGGUGAAGAGGGCAGGCCCAGAGGCUCCCACAGACGUGCCUUCGGCGGCUCUGCGGCCUGCCCUGCUCAGCGCCUGCGUUCCCACCCCUGCCCCCUUUUGCUGCCUGUUGCCCUUCGAGCUCACUUCUCACUGCUGGUUGUGAAGGGCACCCAGGUCCCCUUUUCCCCGGCCGCAGGGCUCCCGGCACUGCGAUGUCCCCCAGCCAGUCCUCACUCAGGACCCCGUCUGGUUUCCAGUCCAGCUGCAUAAAGGUGGAGCCUGCUGGGCCCUAACCAGGGCUUCCCACUUGUGCAUCUGAGAGCACCUUUGUCGCGGAGAGGAGAGGUGGAGAGCAGGAAGGGGUGCGCUCUAGCCACAUCCGGAUGGGCACCCACCCUGGAGAAGCUGGGUGCCAGCCCAGAGCCCACUCCUCCUGCAGCACGCGGUCUGGCUGGUGAUCACCAGGGUCGGGCAGACCGAGGGACCAGUAUGAGGAGAAAGCUUGGGCUGGCGAGGCCCUGGGGUGCUUCCGAGGCAAAGGGACAGGGUGGGCCCGUGGCCCGUGUGUCCCCCGGGAGGCAGGUCUGAAGCAGGGCUGUGGAAGGAGCAGGCCCUGCCCACUGCGGGCCCGAACCCCGGCCAGUCUGACCCCAGCGGCUGUGCUUGCCCCGGAGCCCGUGCACAGCCUUGAUUUUGUAAUCUGUCCCUCGCUUACAGUGCGUCUGCCACUUGAAAACUUCAGAACCACCGGCCAGUGUGGCUCAGUGGUUGAGCAUUGACCUAUGAACCAGGCAGUCACGGUUUGAUUCCUGGUCAGGGCUCAUGCCGGGCUGUGGGCUCGAUCCCCAGUAGGGGCGUGCAGGAGGCAGCCGAUCAGUGAUUCUAGCUCAUCAUUGAUAUUUCUCUCUCUCUCCCUUUGUCUCUGAAAUCAAUAAAAAUAUAUAUUAAAAUUUUUAAAAAUAAACUUCAGAAACCCCAAACUGA
Myotis daubentonii (Daubenton's bat) is the source of this 2869-nucleotide messenger RNA. Its product is annotated as globoside alpha-1,3-N-acetylgalactosaminyltransferase 1. The record is from RefSeq and is a predicted model, not a curated record. NCBI's taxonomy places the organism in Eukaryota, Metazoa, Chordata, Mammalia, Chiroptera, Vespertilionidae. Gene Ontology annotation, molecular function: globoside alpha-N-acetylgalactosaminyltransferase activity. Gene Ontology annotation, biological process: carbohydrate metabolic process. Gene Ontology annotation, cellular component: vesicle; membrane; Golgi apparatus.